AUGGGAAAAGGAGAGAGCAAAACCCUGCUUACACAUGAUGCUUAUUACCCCGAGUAUGUGCCAGAUCCACAGCCAUGGCAUGUUGCCCGCAGACUCUGCCUCCAGCGUUCAGGGUCCUUGGUGAUGGUGUCCAGUACUGAAGAGAUUCAAAAGUUAAACCGUUUUCUACGGUCCCUGAAUAUCACCCAACCUGUAUGGAUAGAAAGUGCAGGCAUGUUCCAAAAAAAUGGUCCUCCAGACAUAUACAUACUGGAAUUUCCAGUGCGUCCACACCGGAAAUCGGCUCGCCUCCGCCACAAGUUCCUUAACAUGAAAGCGCUUACGGUUUGUGCUCACCUCCAGCUUGAUCCCACUUGCCACGGACUGUCCACAGUCUUCUCGUACGCCAUUAGCUCGUUCAUUAAAGAAUUCCAACUCCAAGCACGAAUCACUGGGAACGACCUGGUCCACCUUGCAUUGCUGGUGCAUGGUUCAACCACCGCCUACAUAACUGGCUUUCCCAGUGAUGCCUCCUGGCACUUUGUUUGCACGAGUUGGGUUGGGAAUAGUGGGAAGUGGGUCAUCUGGGUGAAUGGAACGGUUGUGGGUUCUGGGAAUUCCCUCAACUCAACCAAUCACAUCGAAGGCGACGGCCUUUUCAUGAUCGGACAAGACCAGGAGACCUACGGAGGCUACAACGGCGACAAGGCGCUUUGUGGGAACGUUACGCAGCUGUACAUGUGGGAUCGUUUGUUAGUCGACGCUGAGGUUCAAAGCAUGGGAAAACUUUGCUCAGCUGUCCCUUCUGGUUUGUUCUUCAAGUGGAAUGAGGCCGCACUGGAAAUAGAGACGUCCCUGCAGACUCGUAGAGGGAGAUCGCCGUGUGAAGGUUCCAAAAUCCAACCACAAGAGCAGCUUGUCAACUCUGGGUUGUAUCCAAGUUUGCAUCAGGCCUGUGUAGCCUUUGACCCUGCAAGUGGAAAACGUAUCAAUGACUCAUGUUCAACACAAAGAGGAAGUGUUUGUCUGUUUCCAAAAGAGCAGCUGGACUUUGGUUUUCCUGGAACCUCGUUCUUCUCACAAGUCAGCCACGAGAUUUAUUCCAAAUGGGAGGCAAAUGUAACCUCAUUCGUUGAGGAUGAUCUGACUCGUCAUGUUUCCCUCUUGAGUGCCAUAUUGAGUGUUAUGGACAGCAGAGCAGACAUCAUCACACAUUCUGAUCUUUUGUACCUCACCGAGACCAUUGAGAAGGCCACUCAACUCAAUAAAAUAGCUGUUCCCACUGAAGUCUUCAUAUCUAUGAUCCGCAAUUGUUUGGAAAUGGUCAGCAGGCUCAUCAACCCUGAUAUGGCUGAACAUUGGGAGGAUUUGAUAGCACAAGGGAAUUACCUAGGACCGUUGACAAUGCUGGAGAACAUCGACAAGCUGUUGUGGAGACUGGCAGAUGCUCUCUGGAUCGAGCACAAAAGCUUCACAAUGUCAACAAAGAACAUGGAUAUUCAUCUGGAGCCGCGGAGGCUGGCGCAGAUGAGCUGCGGUUGUGUGUUCAAGCCCUCGGUUCACGCCAGUCAGUUCAGCAGCCAUGAUGAGAUCCUCAUACCAGAGUCAGAAAUUCAGAGGGUCUUUUCUCUGGGCCACAAGGAAGUGAUGCUUAUUCAUACCUACUACAGUAACCUGUUAGAGAUGUUGUCUAGACUGGAGAUGAAAACCCUUGCUGACCCACAGGCAGACACGAGGCAUCACAUUGGUCAGCUGGCCACAGCAGUAAUCUCAGCAACAGUGCGGGAUGUUUCCAGGGCAGAAAAUGUUCCGGUCUCUGUCCAGUACACCCUAUCUUCUGGGAUAACGGCCGAAUAUUCCAAACAAGUCAGCCCUGUCUGCGUCUUUUGGAAUAUCAUGGUGGGUCAUACAAGUGCUUGGUCCAGUAAAGGGUGCAGAGUGCUGCUUUCUCCUUCUGAUGUCACUUCCUGCUUCUGCAACCACACCACCAAUUUUGCUGUCCUCAUGAAUUAUAUGGAGCACAGGUGGAGUGCUAAAGAGGAGAGCAUUUUGACGAAGCUGACGUUUAUCGGAUCCGGAGCGUCUCUCUGCGCACUGGUGGUGACCUUGAUGCUGUUUACCGUGUUAGACAUCCCGAAAUCGGAUCGGACAUCAGUCCACAAAAAUCUUUUUGUGUCUCUGACUUGUGCUCAAAUUGUCCUUCUCUGCAGUGGUUCUGCUGUUCAUAAUAAGGUGGCCUGCAUGCUUGUGGCAGCUCUGAUGCAUUUGUUCUUCAUGGCAGCGUUCAGCUGGAUGCUGGUCGAGGGGCUGCUGCUCUGGAGCAAAGUAGUGAGCGUUAAUUUGAGCGAGGACCGACACAUGAAAUACUACUACCUGAUUGGCUGGGGUCUGCCUGUGCUGAUCGUGACCAUCACACUGGCCUCUGCCUCUGGGAAAUACUCAGCGGACGGUCACUGCUGGCUCAGUGUUCAGAACGGCGUCAUAUGGGGCUUUGCAGGCCCAGUCAUCUUCAUUAUUAUGGUGAAUAUCAUGAUUGUGUCCCGUGUGGUCAUGAUCACCAUCGCCACAGCCAAGAGGAGAUCUCUGAUGAUGACCCUGAACACCAGCCCAGAAGAGCAAGUCUCUGAGCAGAUAAGGGCGGCGGUGAAAGCCGUAGUGGUCCUGCUGCCGAUCCUGGGCCUGACGUGGCUCUGUGGCGUCCUGGUGCCGUUCUCCCUGGUUAUGGCUUACGUCUUUAGCCUCCUGAACUCGCUGCAGGGCCUCUUCAUCUUCCUGAUAUAUGGAGUGUACAACACUGAGGUUCGAAACACAGUCAACAGAAUCAAAGAAAGAAGAAAAGCCUUAAAUUUCUCCAACUGUGCCAGUUCCAGGCCCUCCAGUUCAGUGGGCAGUUCUCGGCCGGGCAGCUCUCCAGGACCAGGUGGUUUGGACGGUCAAACAGUCACUUCCAGCCACUCCAGCAGUUCACUGACCCACAGUGAUAGCAUCACCCACAGUUUCGACAAAACAAGGCAUCUGUCCCUCCCCUGUGUCCACGACAACCUAAAUGAAGACCUGCGAUGUCCUGACACUGGUAUCCACCUCUCUGGACAGGAGAACCUAAGAAAACCUAAAGACAGAUUUCCAAACGAAUGCAGUCUGAAUGUACCCAUGGAGGCCGAACGGAUACGGAUGUCCCACGGUUCACCUCCUGAGCAGAACGGCCACAUGUGUCUUCUCUGAAACACUUCUUCAAAUCCUUGUUUUGGUAAAGUGCAGAUAAAGCGUGUAAACUAUAUCCUUAAAGGGAUAGUUCACCCACAAAUGAAUUACUCACAAUUACCACAAUUACUCAGCCUCAAGUUGUUCCAAACAUAUAUGAGUUUUUUCUUCACAACACAAAAGAAGAUCAUUGGUGACCAAACAGUUGAAGGUAGCCAUUGAUUUCCACAUUAUGGAAAAUAAAUACUGAGUCAAUGGCUACCAUCAACUGUUUGGUUGCCAACAUUCUUCUUUUUUUCUUCACUUUCAUUUUUGGUGGAACUAUCCCUUCAUUGUUUCUAAAUGCUUUGUAAUUUAUCUUGACGUAAAUUUCAAUUCCAAUAUGUUCAUUUGUGAUAAACUUUGAAUGUUUUACUAGAUUUUCUCUUAUUUUGUACAGGCUAUGUCUUGAAUGAGCUAAAAUGAGUUAAAUUAGUUUGUCCUCACACUAUAUUUGAUUGUGAGUGUAACAGGAUCAGCUAUGUGUUCUUGAAAUCUAAAACCUUUUUAUAUUAUUCUGGAAUCUUGACAUUCUCUGUAUCAUGUGUGAAUCUGUUCAUGUUUGUGUGAUCAGUAGGGUGCAACUCGUUCAUUGAGCAUGGAUUAUUGCCAGAGAUAGAAAUAAAACAACGACUUUUGGCAUAA
Carassius gibelio (silver crucian carp) is the source of this 3864-nucleotide messenger RNA. RefSeq names its product adhesion G-protein coupled receptor D2. NCBI's taxonomy places the organism in Eukaryota, Metazoa, Chordata, Actinopteri, Cypriniformes, Cyprinidae. The record is from RefSeq and is a predicted model, not a curated record. The transcript is spliced from 23 exons. Bases 1 to 3201 code for a protein of 1066 amino acids. Gene Ontology annotation, biological process: adenylate cyclase-activating G protein-coupled receptor signaling pathway; cell surface receptor signaling pathway. Gene Ontology annotation, cellular component: membrane. Gene Ontology annotation, molecular function: G protein-coupled receptor activity.